AUGUACGCCUUAUCUCGUAUGUAUUUCAUUAACUCAUUCGAUUUCCUCAGUUCGUGCGUGUCAACGCAUUGCCUCAACAACGGCACAUGUUCCAAUGCGACUGGUUCGUACCGCUGUAUGUGUCCUCCAACGUUCCACGGCCCGUUUUGUCAAUUUGAUGUCAAUGCAACAAACUACAGUUGGAGUGCUCUGGAAAUUGCUCUACUAUUCUUUGUUGUCUUCAUGAUUGCAUUUGCUAUUUUUAUCGUGUGUUGCGCGUCAUCUAAUAAAAUGGGUUUCUACAUCAGUGUUCCAAAUAAACAUUAUAACAGAUGGGCCGAAGAAGACGAUAUGUUUGAUGACCUCCCUACGGAGAAUGGAGAGCAACUUAUGGCAAUGGCUGACAUAAGAAAAGGAAUAGUGGUAUCGAAAACACGCGAAACGGUUCUGGAAGAUCUUGAAGACUCUGCCAUUCUCCAAUUAUGAUUUUUAAUUAAUUUCAAUAUGUACCCAAAUUUUCAUGUAUACUUUUCAUAUAUUCAUUGAUAUACCUUCAAUCUCCCUGUGAUUUGAUCUCAAGAGCAAUUUUUGGAAUGUAGUGUAAUAUUUUGUAAGAAUAUUAAUAGCAUUCAGUACACUGAACUAUUUAUUGAUCUACCCAGUAAUGUACAGACUCAACAACUACGGGGUUCUUUUUUAUGCUUACCUUUUCACCCGGCAUGAUUUGUUUUGAAAGAGUUCUGUAGAUCAAUUAUGAAUUUUAGUGAAAAAUUGCUCUUGUUUCUUUGGAAUAAUACAAAUUAUAAACUUCUGAUGACUCAGUUUGAUUGAAAUUGUAACGACGUAUUUGAAUUGCAAUCCCUUUGUAUUUAAAUUGUAUCCGAUUUUGACCAGAUUGUCAGCGUUUUCCAUUGUUUUCUUACGGCAUAAAAUGUGAGCAUUUU
Molecule: messenger RNA, 923 nt
Organism: Caenorhabditis elegans
Lineage: Eukaryota; Metazoa; Nematoda; Chromadorea; Rhabditida; Rhabditidae
Gene: C40H5.2
Product: EGF-like domain-containing protein
Exons: 6
Coding region: 1-465 (154 amino acids)
Molecular function (GO): calcium ion binding
Source: RefSeq, marked reviewed